Molecule: messenger RNA, 2379 nt
Organism: Solea senegalensis (Senegalese sole)
Lineage: Eukaryota; Metazoa; Chordata; Actinopteri; Pleuronectiformes; Soleidae
Gene: ywhag1
Product: 3-monooxygenase/tryptophan 5-monooxygenase activation protein, gamma polypeptide 1
Exons: 2
Coding region: 178-921 (247 amino acids)
Biological process (GO): signal transduction
Cellular component (GO): cytoplasm
Molecular function (GO): protein kinase C binding
Source: RefSeq, a predicted model, not a curated record
AGGGGGAGGGGCGUUCCGUCGGCAGGAACAUAGACAGCAGGCAGCAGCUGCAGCGAGAGGAUCCGCGAUCUCCACUCUGCCUUCAAACAUUCAUAUUACCACGUCCAGCUCCCAAUAAACACACACACACACACGCAGGACAGCAACGCACAAACAUACACUUACACGACUUCUAAAAUGGUGGACCGCGAGCAACUGGUGCAGAAAGCCCGGCUGGCCGAGCAGGCAGAGCGGUACGAGGACAUGGCAAAUGCCAUGAAAUCGGUCACAGGGCUGAACGAACCACUAUCCAAUGAGGAGAGGAACCUGCUCUCCGUGGCCUACAAGAACGUGGUCGGGGCGAGGCGCUCAUCCUGGCGUGUCAUCUCUAGCAUUGAGCAGAAGACGACGUCCGAUGGCAAUGAGAAGAAGAUCGAGAUGGUGCGGGGCUACCGGGAAAAGAUUGAGAAGGAGCUGGAGGGCGUGUGCCAGGACGUGCUCAACCUGCUCGACAACUUCCUGAUUAAAAAUUGCGACGAAACGCAGCACGAGAGCAAGGUGUUCUACCUGAAGAUGAAGGGCGACUACUACCGCUACCUGGCCGAGGUGGCCACAGGGGAGAAGAGAGCCGGGGUGGUGGAGUCCUCCGAGAAGUCCUACAACGAGGCCCACGAGAUCAGCAAGGAGCACAUGCAGCCCACCCACCCCAUCCGCCUGGGCCUGGCUCUCAAUUACUCAGUCUUCUACUACGAGAUCCAGAACGCCCCCGAGCAGGCGUGCCACCUGGCCAAAACCGCCUUUGAUGAUGCCAUCGCAGAGCUGGACACCCUCAACGAGGACUCCUACAAAGACUCCACUCUCAUCAUGCAGCUGCUACGAGACAACUUGACGCUGUGGACGAGCGACCAGCAGGAUGACGAGGGAGGAGAGGGCAACAAUUAAAGAGUCCAAAACCUCAUUCUGCCAAAACACAACACGCGCGCUCACAAAUGAUGACAAAAUCAAAAUAGUUCAAAACGAGUUCCUAGAAAUUGAAAAAUAAAAAAUGGGAGGGUGGGAUUGGGUGGUGGAACAUCAGUGGCCAAUUUAGCUGAUGGUACUAACAUGGCUGCUGUUCUUUAUUUUUCCAGUUAAUAGUGAAAAAAAGAAUUAGGAGGGAAGACAAUUUUUGUUUGACAAAUAACCUACAAUUAAAAAAAAAAGAAAAAAAAAAGUAUCAAACCCCUCCGCGAUAGCCUCUGCAGCAUUUGCCAAAACACCAUUUUAGAAGCAAGAGGUACGUCAUUCAGCACAGUGUGAGUGUUAGAUAAUGAUAAUACCUUCACACUGGCGGAGACUGGUCUUAUCGCGCAAAUGAAGCUGAGCUGUCUUAUUGUAUUUGCUGAGGGGGAGGAGCAGUCAGAAAUUAGGUUCCAGUGCUUGAGCAACAAGAAAAUUAGAGUUACCUUGAAUGUCAUGGCCUUGUUAGCGAGAGAGGGAGAGCAAGCGGGAUGGGCUUUGAGGGUGUCAAACUUCAAUACGUAAUAAUACAUACGUACGGGGCAUCUUAAGUUAUGAUCGCUGAGUGAGGUUGUAUCUGUUAUUGAAGAGAACAUAAAAAAAUAAACAUUUGUUUGCUUUGUGUCAGGUAUGUGUCCAGCUCAGUCACACAGUCAUACUGUAACUAAAAAUACAAAUUCAUGACGUUAGUGCAGCUUGUCCCUCUCAUGUGCUGAUGUGCUUUAUUGAAUAAAUUAACUGUUUUUGGACACCCAAUUCCUAUUUGUCAGUAUUGUUGUUACUAUAGCAACCUCUAUUGGGUCUUUUUUGCUUAUAGGAAUGAUUUGAUUGACGAAAAAUCUGGAUAGCAAAAAUGGAAAUUUGAACAAAUGUGACGAUUGGAAAUUAUGAAAUAGUUAAAAAAGAAAGAAAAGUCCACCCUUAUUCUCCAGUUAUGCUAUCUUCAUAACAAGCAGUAGGAUCUCUGAAAUGGCACGUGUAAACCACAGACUUGAUUCGUGAACCAAGAUAGAGCACAUGCAAUGUUAAGUGGAAGCUCUAAAAGCAGAUUUGAGGUUUGUGGAUUUAUUUUGUCUUCAGUUUCUUCUUGGUCGAGAAAUGCACUUGCCUAUUAUACUGUUUCUUCAGUGUAAGAUGAUAACUGCUCCAAUAUUCUCCAUAAUACAAUAUUGUGCAUGCUGGUGAUGUAUUUAUACAGUAGCUUCAAUUGAUUAACUUAUACUGUAGAUGUUAUGUAUUCAUAUGAACAUGGAAUUACUAGAAUUUAAUCAGAUUAUUUUCUAUUUAUUUCUUUUUAUUGCGAUUGUCAGCUAGUUUAUUUUAAUCUGUGUUUACUCCAUUUGCUGAAGUACGCUAUACCAAAACAGUGAUUGUUAACAAUAAAUUGAUCUGUUACAGACA